CUCACACUUCACUCCUCAGCAAGCGCUCAAACAGAAACGGAAAUGUAAAAGUAAGAUGUUGAGCCCAUCGAGUCCAGCCCAGAGGGUCAGUGAAGAGGACACCUCUGGAUCUGAUACACGGUCAGAUGUUGGCCAAGAACCUGAGACAGACCGGUUUGGCUUCAUUCUGACUAAUGGAUCCACAGCUGGGUGUGUGGGCCCAGCUCCUGAGCUGGUCAGGCAGAGGGAGGCCAAAUGGAUUAACAUCAUUAGCCAGUGGGAUCAUAUCUUGUUUAAGAAGACUCAUAAGGUCAAAGUGCAAUGUCAGAAAGGCAUCCCUGCCUCUCUCAGAGCAAAGUGCUGGCCUCUGCUGUGUGGAGCAACUGACAAGAUGAAACAAAACCAAACUCUCUACCAGUCUCUGGAUUCGCAGCCUGCUCUGCAGAGCUGGGUGGAUGUGAUUGAGAGGGACCUGGACCGACAGUUUCCUUUCCAUGAAAUGUUCCUCUCCAAGGAUGGACAUGGGCAGCGUGGUUUGUUCCGGGUGUUAAAAGCUUACACUCAGUACCAACCAGAAGAGGGUUACUGCCAAGCACAGGGCCCAGUGACUGCAGUGCUGCUGAUGAACAUGCCAGCUGAGGAGGCGUUCUGGUGUUUGGUGCAGAUCAGUGAGCAGUACCUGCCAGGAUACUACAGCCCACUUCUGGAGGGAGUCCUGUUUGACGCUGCAAUGCUGACCUGGGUCUUGAAAAGGACGUGUCCAGCUGCACACAAACACCUGCAGCAGCAUGGGGUGGAGCCACUCAUGUUUGCCACAGACUGGCUGAUGUGUCUUUUCACACGCCAUCUGCCCUUCAACACACUGCUGCGAGUCUGGGACCUUUUUUUCUGCUACGGCGUGCGGGUGCUGCUCCAGGUGACGGUGGUGCUUGUCCGUCGGGUGCUUGGUCGGGCAGAACAGAGGAGGCAGUGUGAGGGUCAGAUGGAGACUCUAGAGAGGCUGAGGGGGGUCAGGGAUCAGGUCCAGGAGGAGGAUGACACCUUCAUAGCAGAGGUGUGCUCUGUACAACUCUCAGCCAAAGAUCUGGAAAAACAAACGGAAAAACAGUUAGAAAAGUGGAGGAAAGACAGACCCUUAUCCACCUUUGAUCCCAGAGGCCGCUGCCACGGAUAUCAGAUGGCGUGGGCAAGGGCUCGACACACAGAGGAAGAACGGGACAAGAGAGAGCGGGAGAAAGGGAACCUGUCCGUCCCAAUCACUCGCUCAGCUUCCACUCUCUCCCUGUCCCCCUCCCUGCUUCAUAGGUGGAGAAAAGGAGGGAAGGUGAAUGCAGAGGAGUGGGAAGGCGGAGGUAAAGUUGUGAGGCAUCUUUCAAUGGGAGCAAAGGAGGACAUGAGGGGCUGGACUGAGUUGCAUGUUAAGAAAGUGAAGGAGGUACAGGAGGAGGAAGAUGAGGAAGUUUUCGAAGAACAUGAACAUGAACUCUUGAAAAUACCUGAAAAUAUGGACACCAUCCAAAACAUGCAAGAAGAGCAUGAAGAUGAAAAAGUCUGUUUAGAAGUAGAGACUGAAAAGACAAUCAGUGAAGAGGAGGAAAGACAACUUAGAAAGACUGAAGAGAGUGAAACACUCUCUGAACAGACUGAAGAACCAAAACAUGGUCCAACAGAAGACCAAAAUGUUGAAAAUAUCCUUCAGAUACCUGAUUACACAAUUCAUCAGGAGCAAGAUGAGGAGCUAAAUUCUGACAGCCCAUCACAAGUCCUGGAGCUGCAGAGUCAGGAAAGACAAGAGCAGGAGAUUGAAGUGAAAUCUGAAAAUAAAGAGACAGAGAAACUUGAAACAGAAGGUGGACUACCAGAUUUUAUAGAGGAAAAUCAGACUGAGGUACAGACAGAUGAUGAUUCAGACCAAAAGACAGAGGCAGAGUCAGGAGGAGCCACAGAUCGAAGUGAGGAGCAGGAUGAUGUGAAACCAGAGAACACAGAAACUGAAAAUGUGCAACAAACGCAGGUUGAAACACCCCCCAAAGCAAUAAAUGAGACAAGUCCAGACACAGAGAUAGACAGUGAGGCUCACAUUGUCAGAGACACUGUUGAUGAGAUAGAGGCACAACAGCAACAAGAGGAAGAGAAAAGCUCACAAGAAGAUGGAUCUGAAGGAGAACAUCUCUCUAAUGAACAAUCCAAGGAAAUCGACCUGAAAGAUGAGUCUUGCUUGCAGACAGAAACUGAUGUACUGUCGCAUGAUUCAGUUACUCUGAACCAAAUGGAUCCAGAAAUAGGGCAAAGAAAUUUUUCAGAAGAACAUGCUGAUUCUGAGACAGAAGCGGAACCAUUAAUUCUGUGUUUGCCUGAAUGCACUGAACAAAAAGAAAGUACUGGGUUAGAGGCUGAAAAGAACACUGCGGCUCAAACCCAUGUAGUGAUGGACAAAAAUGAAGUUAGUUCAGGGAGAGAGAGUGACACAGCUACAUGUGAAUCUACACAGGAAGACGAAGAAGUAAUUUCCACUGUAGGCUCAGAGGAAAAGGUUAACAACAGUCAAACACAAGCAGAGAAAGCAAAGACAGAGAGUGGAAUCAACGAGGAGGCAACUGACAUCACAAGACCUCUAACAAGUGCUGAGGAGAUAGAUGGAAAAAGUUUGGUGCCUGAGGAACCAAAAGUUCAAAACUUGAAGGAGGAAGAAAUCUCAGAAAAUCUUGAGGAAAACACACCAGGAGGGGAUCAUAUCUGUAAUCCCACAAACUCUCCAGAACCCGACAGUAACCUACAAAUCAAAGAGAAAGAAUCAAAUUUUGAGCCGAUUAACAGUGACCAAACACAACUAUGCGGGCGUCGCAACAGCAAGUCUUCUGGUGAUUUCUGCGUCCGCAAGUCAUCUGCCACCCGUAGGUCCUGGUUAGGGCGCAGGCUGUCAGAAGAUCUUUUCACCAUGCCGCAGAAAACCAACCAGUCACAACUAAUCUCCAAUUCACACAGUGAAUUACAAGCCAAUCCUGAAGUUGUAAACCAAACGAAACCCGAAGAAAUCCCCUCCCCACUGCCUGCAGAGGAGACCAUUAAGACUCCUGCGCCGUCUGAGUCCCACCCCUCUAAACGUUUUGAUUUCUUCCGCAGACUCAAAGGAGAACGGCCUAACAAAGCCAAGACCCCAAUGCAGGUACCCACAAUUGUAAUUCAGGACUUCAGCGACGGAACAGGGACGGGGACUGUGGUCGAAGAAGAAGGGCAGGAGAAACUGAGCUCCAGGGAGAGGAGGAGGAGGCGCAGGGAACGAGAGAGGAAAGAGAAAGAGGAGGAGAGGUUGAGAAAAAAAAAAGAAAAGGAGCAGGAGAAAGAGAGGAGGAAACCGCAGACAAGAGGGAAAAGUUUCCAGGGGCAAAAAGAGAAAGGAAGCAUCGAUGAAGCUCAACAUGUGAAGACAGAAGCUCAGUCAUUCAGAUAUACUGCUCCUUAUGCUGAGUCUUAUUUUUGACAGAAAAAAAUCAUGUUUUUUUCUCUAUCUGAAAUGGUUACAGAAGUUAUUUUAAUCAAGUGGACUUACG
Cheilinus undulatus (humphead wrasse) is the source of this 3530-nucleotide messenger RNA. It is a transcript of the gene tbc1d10c, whose product is annotated as TBC1 domain family, member 10C. Bases 56 to 3460 code for a protein of 1134 amino acids. The transcript is spliced from 10 exons. The record is from RefSeq and is a predicted model, not a curated record. Lineage: Eukaryota; Metazoa; Chordata; Actinopteri; Labriformes; Labridae.